This is a messenger RNA of Bombina bombina (fire-bellied toad), 2226 nucleotides long. RefSeq lists its product as uncharacterized. The transcript is spliced from 3 exons. Bases 124 to 2226 code for a protein of 700 amino acids. The record is from RefSeq and is a predicted model, not a curated record. NCBI's taxonomy places the organism in Eukaryota, Metazoa, Chordata, Amphibia, Anura, Bombinatoridae.
GAGCCAGUCUGAGUAUUUGUGGUGUGUGUAUUUGAGUGUAUUUCUGGGACCCAUGGAUGGACGCAUCCUCGGUGUUGUUUCCCGCUGAUCGCCUGUUUUUCUCCUGGUCCAAAGAUUGCCCAGAUGUCCCCUCCCAUUGCGCCCCAGAAGCGGCAGGAUAGGAUGAUGCAAACAGAGAUCACGAUUCUUGUUGACAGGGCUGUUAUUGUAACCGGUGCUCUGUUGGGACUCCUUUUGGCCGCAUGCGUAAGCCAAGCACUGAUGAGCCAGAGGAUGAAACGUGAGGUGUCCGGUGCCAGCUAUCACACCUUCUAUGAGGGAAGCAUGACCGUUCCGUAUUGCACAACAUGGGCAUCCUGCUCCAUCCCAUUUACCUUUGAUGACGACGUAACCUGUUUGACCAAAAAUGAAUAUGGAAGUUGGAUGUUCCUUACCAAGCGGGAAAGGGUGGUAUUUGAACUAUCAGAAGAAGAGACAAUUACCUGUGACAUCCCUUCCUUCACUGUACAUUGUGUAACUAAAGAUUUUUGUUCUACUGCAGUGACCAGGGAAGACUGUAAGGAGUCUAAGGAGGAUGAGAGCUGGACAAUUGUUUUACAGGAUGAGAACUUAAUAUUUGAACUGCAAGAAGGGGUUGGGUUGAUUUGUGAAAAUCCCAGUAUGCCUUCCACUUCCCCAAAACUAAAAGUGGGGAUUCAGGAACGCAUUUUAGGUUGUAAAACAUCCACUGAUACACAGGUUCGUGCUGUAAUGUUAAACAUAUCAUACACUGAUGGGGAACCAGAGGGUCUGACAUAUGUGUGUAAAUAUACAGGAAAAGAGUCAUCUGAACCUCUUUUAAUGUAUAUCAGGAGACCUGUAAUGGAUGGGAAAUUAUUAAACAACCGACACAAGGGAAAGAGGGAUCAUGCACGGCGCCAUUUAGGCUCCCUGCAUGCCUCCUCAUGGGAACUUGAUAAUACCUUUGUAAAAACUGCCAAAGAUGUGUUUAAUGUGACAAAUGUUCAGGGACCAUGUUGGGUGUGUGGGUUUGUGCCUCACGGGCAGACUAGGGGUUACCCUUAUUUAGGUGUCCCUUUAACCAUGAGUAUGCUUGCCGAUAUGAUUGGGAAUAAGACUGUGUGGAAUUUUACAGGUCUUAACACACCAGGUAGGGAUGACUUGCUGGAUAAGUUGCAUCUAGCUAACAAUGUGACUACAGGUGCUAUUAUGUUUCAAAAUCUAGAUGGGGAGAUAUAUAGUACUAAUAACCUAACCCAGCUACCUGACAUGAUAAUGUUAAUGUAUAACAUAGGACGGCUAGUUAAAAAUAGGACAGGGAUAUUCAACAUUAAACUGAAAUUCUAUGACUUCUCAUAUUUGACUUAUGCCCAUGAGAAAUGGAAGACUAAGUUUGGUGAGCCCAGAGACCUUAUUAAAGACUGGUACCAGCUUAAUAGGGAAACACUAGCAGGUAACACACGGACUAAGGAUGGGAGGAAGCGAUUGAAUAGGAUAUGUCCUCCUUUUGUUAAACUGCCAGUGGGAUAUUAUUGGUUGUGUGGGAGGUGGGCAGUAAAGGUAAUACCUUGCACCCAUUAUGGCCCAUGCUUUUUAGGAUAUAUAUUCCCUGCUUUUAACAUAACCACCACGCUUCCACCACCUAUAUUGCAUAGAACACGAAGAUACCUUGACCUGGACAAAAUACACAAUGGAGUUAAAAUUAGUGAAGGUAUGCGCCUGCUUGCAACAUUUGUCCCUCAUUAUGGGGCUGCUACAGCCCUCACUAGAUUAAAUACGCUAGCUGAUUUAGUGGAUGAAGCUUUUAAUGUAACUAGAGAUGCAAUAGAGCUCUUAGCAUUAGAACAGGAACAAAUUAGGAUGGUGGCAUUGCAGAAUAGAAUGGCUCUAGACUAUCUCCUAGCUGCAGAAGGAGGAGUUUGCCAGAGAAUCCACCAGCAAUGCUGUGUGUACAUAGAAGACAAUACAGGUAAAAUCAAACAUGACCUACACAGACUAGAAGAAGUGCAAAAGCACAUACGUGAGGUACAUGAUGAUUCAUUUAGCAAAUGGCUUAAAGACUUUGACUGGACUUUUGGACUGGGGGGAUGGCUUGGAAGCUUAGGCCAAACUAUAGUUACAUGGCUAUUAAUAAGUCUGGCUUGCUUGUGUGGGAUAUUCAUUAUAUAUCACGGCAUGGGGGCCGGUGAAGCUGGAAUGCUUGUUCGCCUCGUUGGCAUUCUUUGA